AUGAGAGCCUCUCGGGUGCUGUUGGUUGUGCCAGCCUUGGCUAACCUGGCAGCGACCCAAGAGAGCAUUGAUUUCUUGAGCAUCAUCGUUUCCGAGGCCAAUUCAGUCUAUACACAGGUCAACUCCAUCCUGUCAUCUGCGGCCUCCGCCGCUUCAGCAGCAGCAGCGUCUGCAACUGCGUCACCCACGGGAGACACUUCGACUACCGCCGAUGCGACUUCCCUCAGUCCAUCCGACUCUCUGACAGCAAGCGACGGCACGAUCUCUUCGUCUUUCUCGCCGUCGGAAUCGUCCAGUGCCACUUCAACAUCAGAUUCUUCAACGUCGUCACCCUCUUUACCCGUAUUCGGAUCGAUCAACUCCUCUUCUACUACAGUGAGGACCACCUCCCAUACCAGUACGCAGACCUCCUCAGCGGAUCCUUCUUCCGAGACUACGCCCUCUUUGACGUUGUCGACGCCGAUAGUGGGAACAUCUUCAGGGUUUGGAGCCGCCGCGGAGACUGCCACGACCCUACCUUCUGCAUCAAGAUCCAGUCAUGGCACCAACCUGGCGAUCAUCCUUGGAUGUGUCCUUGGAGCUUUGGCACUCGGAUUCUUCAUCCUGGCCUUGGUGAUCUGCUGCAAGCGCAGGAGACAUGGUUCCUCGCCCCGCCACAGCGCCCUCUCCGCGGGCGACGAUGAAGUGGAAGCCUGGAGACAGACUCAGCCCGCUGGGCUGAUUCCAAGUCGUGGCGCUUCACGUCAUGCCCGUGGCAUCUCUGGCACAGCGCCCCUGAUGGCCGAGCAUCCGGCCUACCGCAAUUCCGUGCCACAAGAGAACCCGUUCGCUCCUGUUCCCCCUCCACCAAGGCGGACGGCACCAAAUUCCCGACCUGGCUUGACAGACGGCAUGGUUCCCGGUGACGAUCCGUUCGUCAACCCAAUUGCUAGACCUCCAAGCAUUCGCAGUCAAUCGUCCACAAGCAGUUCUCAGCCCAAAGGCGGUAUUGCAGCGGGUAUUGCGGCGGCUGCAGCUGGAGGAGCGCUCAUGCACGAACAGGACAAGCAUGAAGAUGAUGGAGCGAUCUUGACAAAUGACAGACCCGUGCCCGAACCUGCUGUCGGUCGGCGGGUUAGUCGUAAGCCCGUGCCUGUCAGUCAGGUCAACAACAGAGAUUGGCCGUACUCUCCCGUCUCGCCCAUCGAUCCCGCCGCUGAGAUGGCUGCACUGACGACCCAGAGUCCAGCGAGAAACAGUGACGAGAGCCAUCGGAGCUUCGGUCGCGACGCAGCUAGAGCCAACGCAGCGUUUGACCAGCAAUAUGCACCACCAAACGAUGACAACCAUAGCCAUAGUGGCGGCCACGGCCUCGAAGCAGUUGUGGCUCCGCUCGCUACUGGAGCCGCAGGGGGUGCAGCCCUGGCACAUCAUUCCGCCGAUCAAGAACGUCGCCGCUCACGAAGCAGCAGCAGCAGCAACAGCAAUGACCACAAUCGACGCUCCCGACCCCCACUGGCUGUUUUAGGCGACGACUCCGAUCAUUCGAGCUCAAGCAGGAACUCUAGGGAAAGCAGAAACAGCCGUGGCGGCAGUUACAAUGAUGCAUUUGCCUCCCAGGCGCAGGAGACUACGAUCCCAGCGCACACCGACCUUUACGGCGUGCCCUUUGCACCGGGCUCCCGCUCGCGAAGGAAUAGCGGUCACAACUCGGCUGUCCCUGGCGCGGCAGCAUUCAACUACGCAAAUCGCCCGACCAUUCCAUCUCCACUAUCCAGCGAAGUCCGUCCAGACACGAGUGCAGGCUACUCGCCUACUCGAAGCAGAGCACGUCGCAGCACCAGCGGCGGAUCACGAUACUCGUUCCCCUACGAACCCAUGGGUCACGACUAUGGCGCCUAUCCCGUCUUCUCUGCACCACACGCGGGGACUAGCGACUCUUUUCCUUCUCUUUCAUCACUCCCGCAACAGCCACAUCCUACCGCCAACCCCAACCCGGACAGAGCCAUCGUUGGUGACAAUGGGUAUCCCCACAUGAACGUCCCGCGCCGCAAGAGUGGUGGCGAGUACGAUAUCUCCGGAGGAUCGCUAGGUGCACAAACACUCCCACCUUCGACGGGCCCUCAAGACGAAGGACCAUUCGGUGUCGGCACGUCGCGUACUGCCACGAUGAAAGGCUGGGGCGGCGAUGACUCAACCUGGCGCAUAAGUGACGGUAUGCCUAGCGGGUGGCAGCGCGCCAGUAUCGACAGUCCGCGCAAUAGUCGAGACCUGGGAAUCCGUGACUCGGGAGUGGGCAUGAACGCUGGGAAGAGACGGUUGAGGGCGAGUGAUCUGGCUGGCAGGGACGACGGGCCAUACCAUGGGCUUGGACGGGCUCUCUAG
Cladophialophora carrionii CBS 160.54 is the source of this 2364-nucleotide messenger RNA. RefSeq lists its product as uncharacterized. The coding region runs from base 1 to 2364 and encodes 787 amino acids. The record is from RefSeq and is a predicted model, not a curated record. NCBI's taxonomy places the organism in Eukaryota, Fungi, Ascomycota, Eurotiomycetes, Chaetothyriales, Herpotrichiellaceae. The transcript has a single exon.